Messenger RNA from Phoenix dactylifera (date palm), 473 nucleotides. The record is from RefSeq and is a predicted model, not a curated record. Lineage: Eukaryota; Viridiplantae; Streptophyta; Magnoliopsida; Arecales; Arecaceae.
AGGUACCCCCAGAUGGGCUUUUUGUAUCACAUGAUGGAGAAGGCAAAGGCUCAGAUCAUGGAGGCAGAUGUAGCCCAUGCCCAGGAGUACAUCGACAUCAUUGAGCAUCGGUGGGGAGCCCAAAUGGGUAGGGAAUUGCAUCUAGCAGCAUACUAUCUGAAUCUCCGGUUUCAGUACGAGAGUGGAAUUGGUAUGGAUGAUGAACUUCUUCAUGCUCUGCGUAAUGUUAUUUAUAAGAUGGAGCCUGAUCCAGAAGUCGCCGCGUCAUGUAUAGAAGAGACCAAAUUAUUUAGAGAGGGCAGCCAUAGCUUUGGACAGCGACCAGCUGUCGUGAGCAAGACAACUAUGAAUCUAUGUACAAUACAAAUCUGCAAGACACCUCUGCAUCUGAAUUAUCUUCAAAUAUGAGGCCAUCAUAUAUGUAAAAUGUAAUUAUCUUCAAUAUUUUUGCAGCUGAAUGGUGGAUUCAUUUU